UUCCUCUGUCAGAACCCAGGCAUCCUGGCCUCCAGCUGAAACCGCUGCAUGUGGCUUCCCCUCUCCCUGGCCCCGUGACUCAGUCCCUCUGAGGGAACCAGCCCUCUUCUUGGCACACAGGGGCUAGGUGAUGACAUCAGAGUUGAGGAGUAUAAAAGUUCUCAACCAAAAUAGAAUUGAAGAUACAACCUGACAGUGGCCUCUCCGCCUGAUAGCCACGGAUAUCUGGGGGCAAACCCUCACUGUGACGAGGCCUACCCACUGGUGAGGGGCUACUGUGGGUCCCGGGAAGAGGGUGCACAGAGAGAAGUCUGAAUUGCCUGAGCGGGAUUUGUACAAAUGCAGACUCCAUGUUGGGCUCUCUUUCCCUUCUGUGGCUGGCAGCCAUGACCACCUCCUUGGUUUCCCAACCUCAGAUCUUGACCCUGGAAGACUACCAGGAAGGGGAAGAGGAUGAUGUGACAGUAGCUACACCUUCCUUAGCUGUCCGUUGCGACUAUGACCGUUGCCGCCACCUGCAGGUGUCCUGCCAGGAGCUGCAGAAGGUUGGGCCAGUAGCCUGCCUGUGCCCAGGGCUCUCCAGGGAAGAUCAACAGCCAGAGCCUCCUCGCCUGGGAGAAGUGCAAAUAAUGGCUGAAGAAGGCUACGCAGUGGUUCACUGGUGUGCUCCCUUCUCUCCAGUCAGCCACUACUGGCUUCUGCUUUGGGAAAGCAACGGGGCUCCACAGAAGAGUGCCCCUCUCAAUGCUACAGUUCGAAGAGCAGAGCUGAAGGGACUAAAGCCUGGGGUUGCUUAUGUCCUUUGCGUGGUGGCUGCUAAUGACGCAGGUGAGAGCAAUGUUCCUGGGGCAGAAGUCGAGGGUCCUGAGAACUGGACUGGCCCUUCCUUUGGGCCCUGUCGCAAGUUUAUCAUGCCGCCUAAGCCUGUUACCCUGGUCUAUGCAGCCGUGGGAGUGGGCACAGCCUUAGCUCUGCUGAGCUGUGCAGCCCUGGUUUGGCAUUUCUGCCUUCGUGAGCGAUGGGGUUGCCCCCGACGUCAAGGUAUGGCCCAAGCGUCAGAAGCUCUCUGACAGGAGUCCCCUCGACUACAAACAACUCAUCUGGAGAGCCCAACCCACUCCCAGGAGGAGUGUGGGGCUUGUUGCCACCUGGCAACCAGAGGCACAGCCAAGCCAGAGCGGAAGCCCAGGCAAUUAGCCUCAGCACUGAGGGCUUGGUUAGUCCCUAACUGGUCACUAUGUUCCUUCCCUGUUGGGGGUUAGAAAAAGUAGCAAUUAUUCCUUGGAGGUCUGAUGAAAAUGAUUUAAGCUUUAUGGGUUUGAAGGGGUAAAAUUACAGACAUUAUACAUGAACUUAUAUAUAGCCAGUUAAAAUGGAGCUAUUUAAAGGCCUGGCAUGGUGGUUUACAAUUUUAGUCUCCAGCACCCUGGAAGCAGAGGCAGGCGGAUCUGAGUUUCCAAAGCAGCCUGAUCUACAUAGAAAGAUUCCAGGCCAACCCAGAUAAUAUAGUGAGACCCUGUCUCAAAAAGAGUAAAACAGAAGCAAAACAAACAAAAGGUGGGGCGGGAUAGAGAGAUUGUUCAGCAGUUAAGAAUACUGGCUAUUUUUCCAGAGGACAGAAUUUUAUUCCUAGCAUCCACAUGGCAGCUCACAACCAUCUGUAAUUCCAUUUCCAGGAGAUCCAGUGUCUAAUUCUGACCUCUGCCAGCAUCAGGCACAUACAUACGCACACAUACAUACAUACAUACAUACAUACACACACACACACACACACACACACACACAGAGAGAGACAAAACACUCAUACACAUAAAAUAAAAAUUAAUUUGAAGUGUAGCUGUUUAAAAAUGUAAACUGUUCAUAGCUCAUAGGUCUCUCACAGCAAGCAGCAGACUACAUUUGGCCUGUUGGCUGAUUUGCCAACACCUAUCAUUCUCAAAGGGACUUUGUGACUGUCGGUGGCUUCCCUGCAUAUUUUGAGAAUAAGCUGAGUUUUGCCAACACCUGUUAUUCUGAAAAGGACUCUGCGACUGUGGGUGGCUUCCACGCAUAUUUUGAGAAUAAGCAGGGUAGAUGUGGAGACUGGAGCUCUGUCUUUCUGCUACUUGUUGUUUCCUUCCUAAGGAUGAUCCUGCUCAGACUCCACCUGGGGCUAUGGAAGCUGGGGAUUAAAAAUCAGCAUGGGCUGGAGGAGACAGGGCCCAAGCUUCUGGCUACAUAAGUUAGUGGUCUUGUUUGUUUUGGGGGUUUUUGUUUGUUUGUUUUUUCAAGACAGGGUUUCUCUGUGUAGCUCUGGCUGUCCUGGAACUCACUUUGUAGACCAGGCUGGCCUCGAACUCAGAAAUCCGCCUGCCUCUGCCUCCCAAGUGCUGGGAUUAAAGGCAUGCGCCACCACCGCCCAGCAGUGGUUUUAUUUGUAACUAACAGUUUAUACCAAUGACUCCCCACAACUUUGUGUAAUUGUUUUUCCACUGUAUUAACAUUAAAGGGAAUCUAAAAUCAUUACAUUUUCAGUUUCAUGAUCUUGUUUAAUUCCAUAUAGAUUUUUUUCAUUAUGACUUAGACUUUUGGCCAAGAUUAAAGGUAUGACUAUUUUUCAA
Messenger RNA from Mus musculus (house mouse), 2600 nucleotides. RefSeq names its product LRRN4 C-terminal like (gene Lrrn4cl). Lineage: Eukaryota; Metazoa; Chordata; Mammalia; Rodentia; Muridae. The coding region runs from base 351 to 1070 and encodes 239 amino acids. The transcript is spliced from 2 exons. Gene Ontology annotation, cellular component: membrane. The record is from RefSeq and is marked validated.